CACAGCCCUGUUUGCUCGUCACCUCGGCGACGCGGCCGAGCUGAAAGUAGCUAAAACCUUUCCCUUUUACUCAGCCAAUCGAAAAUUUAACAAGUUGCCUCGAAGCCACUGUGAAAAUGAAAAAAAUAUAUUUAGAGAGACUAACACGACAAGAACGUCGAACUUAAAAAGUGUCGACGUAUGACGCGACACGAAAGAAAGAAGGCCGCUUGCUUGUCAAUUAUCAGCUGAAUGCAUUGAAGUCAGUCAAAAAUAGUUGAAGCACUUUUUGAUGCUUGUUGGAGGGAACAUCACACUCCACGACUACGCGUUCGGAGAACUGCUCGCACGUUCUUUUUAUACGAAAGUAUUGGAACACCCAGUAGCCACACCAGCGGCGUACGACCAAGAAGAAUUCACAAGAAUCUGAAGCGUGAGCAAGCAUGCUUCCCGCACGCCGUGCCAUGCUGCUUCGGCAGAAGCAGGACCAGCUGCGUGAGCGUGCGACUGAGGGCACGCGUGAGAACGAGGCCUGUCGCGUCAACAAUUGCUGGCUACUGUCCAGCGACGCUCGCUAUGUGGGCCACACCGUCCGGAGGGACGUGGAUGACGUCAUGAUGCAGCACCGCUUCUCCGUCCACCAACGCCAACAAAGGCUCCGAGAGCUUCUGGACGAGGAGGAGCGGCAGCUUGUUCUGGCGGCUCGCCUGAACCGGGUGACCCCGCUGGAGAGGCAAACGCAGAUGCGCGAGCGAGCUAAAAGUCUAAUCGACGCCAGGGAGGCACAGCGGAGACAGGUGGUUGCACAAAAGUUGGACCAGCAGUUCAGGGAGCAGUGCCAGGAACUCCGCGAGGCCCAGACGAAGCGGCGAGUUUUGCAGAUUUCCGAGGAACGAGCGGCCCAGAUCCGCAGCCAGCAGGAGUGCGCCCUUGCCCGCCAGCGCGAGGAAGACAUGUUCCACCAGAUGUGGCAAGCGGACGCUCAUGCCAAGGAGGAGCGCGAACGGCGCGAGGCGUCCGACGCGCGGCACUGCAACCAGAUGCAGAUGGACUUUCUGUGCGAGCAAAUGGCCGCGGCCGAGCGCCUGCGGCAGCGCGAGCGCCUGGUCAGGCAGGAGGAAGCGCGGCAGGAGGAGGAGGAAAUGCAGGCUCUGCGGGAGCAAGUUCAGCGCGAGCGUCACCUCAAACGGGACAGCCAGACGGCCCGACGCCAACUGCUGGAUGAAAGUUUCCGUCUGAAGAUGGAGCGCAUGGCCAAAGAACAGGAGGAAGAGCUCCAGAUGGGCCUCAAAAUCCUACACCAGUCACAGAAAGACGAGACUCAGGCACAGCAGGAGACGGCCGACAAGCGGGCGAGCAUGAGAGAGGAGGACCUCCGCUUCCGUCAGUAUUUGGCUGAGCAGAUGAUCAAACGCAAGAAGGAUGAGGAGCAGAUGGAGCAAAUGAUGGCGGCUAAGAUGAAAGAGACGUGGGACGAACGGGAUAGACAGAACCUCCUGCAGCAGGAGGCCAGGAACCGACUGAUGAGCGAGGUCAUGGAGUCCCGACGGCUGCAGAACGUGCAGAAACAGCAUCUUGACUUUCAGAGACGCGCCGACCUCGCCAAGGAGCGAGUGGAGCUGGACGCCGCCUUCCGGGACAUGAAGCGGGCCGACGAGGAGGUGGCAAAGAGGCAGCGUCAGGCGUACACGGCGUACCAGACUGAGCUCCGGGCGCAGAUGGAGCAGCGUCAACGUGAGAGGAAGGAAAAGGAGGAAGAGGAGCUGAGGGAGCAGCAGCGGUUGGAGCAGAUGGAGCAGGAGAAGCUGGAGAAGAAAGACGAAGUUAUGGCCAGGCCCAAUGACGGCGUCCUGCACCCGUUCAGGAAAGCGGACACCGUUGAGAAGCAAGAGUGAAAAAGCUUUUUUGCGUCAAGUGCUCGCCACAAACCCUCGGGGUAGGAGUGGCCAAUGAAAUGCAAGAAGCCACAUGAAAAACUGGAAUGCUUACCGAGGUUCCGAACCAACAUGCUAACCUCAAGUUUGCUUUUAUCAUUUUUACUGUGUAGAUGUGACAUGUAAGGUUAAUAUGAAUUUGAAGCAAAGUCAU
Messenger RNA from Hippocampus zosterae (dwarf seahorse), 2067 nucleotides. It is a transcript of the gene cfap53, whose product is annotated as cilia and flagella associated protein 53. NCBI's taxonomy places the organism in Eukaryota, Metazoa, Chordata, Actinopteri, Syngnathiformes, Syngnathidae. The record is from RefSeq and is a predicted model, not a curated record. The transcript is spliced from 8 exons. The coding region runs from base 423 to 1874 and encodes 483 amino acids.